UCUCGCCCCCCCUUCAGGAGCGGUUGUGCGAUCAGAUCGAUCUAAGAUGGCGACUGUGGAACCGGAAACCACCCCUACCACUAAUCCCCCACCUGCGGAAGAGGAAAAAACAGAGUCUAAUCAGGAGGUUGCUAACCCAGAGCACUAUAUUAAACACCCUCUACAGAACAGGUGGGCACUCUGGUUUUUUAAAAAUGAUAAAAGCAAAACUUGGCAAGCAAACCUUCGAUUGAUCUCUAAGUUUGAUACUGUUGAAGACUUUUGGGCUCUAUACAACCAUAUCCAGUUGUCUAGUAAUUUAAUGCCUGGCUGUGACUACUCACUUUUUAAGGAUGGUAUUGAGCCUAUGUGGGAAGAUGAGAAAAACAAACGGGGAGGACGAUGGCUAAUUACAUUGAACAAGCAGCAGAGACGAAGUGACCUCGAUCGCUUUUGGCUAGAGACACUGCUGUGCCUUAUUGGAGAAUCUUUUGAUGACUACAGUGAUGACGUGUGUGGAGCUGUUGUCAAUGUUAGAGCUAAAGGUGAUAAGAUAGCAAUAUGGACGACUGAAUGUGAAAACAGAGAUGCAGUCACACACAUAGGGAGGGUAUACAAGGAAAGGUUAGGACUUCCUCCGAAGAUAGUGAUUGGUUAUCAGUCCCACGCAGACACAGCUACAAAGAGCGGCUCCACCACUAAAAAUAGGUUUGUUGUUUAAGAAGACACCUUCUGAGUAUCCUCACAGGAGACUGCGUCACGCAAUCGAGAUUGGGAGCUGAACCAAAGCCUCAUCAAAGCAGAGUGGACUGCACCGAAGCUGAUUCCAUCCAAGUGUUGCUAAGAUAUAAGAGAAGUCUCAUUCGCCUUUGUCUUGUACUUCUGUGUUCAUUCUCCUCCCCACCCCAAUCUUUGCUAGUGUGUCCACUAUCCCAAUCAAAGAAUUACAGUAUACGUCACCCAGAACCCACAGAUGUGUUCCUGGCCCGCUCUGUAACAGCCGGGUAGAAUUACCACGACACACACUUGCCUUUCCACAGUAUUCGAAAAAGACCGUGCAUUUCUGUCACCUUAGCAGGAAAAGAUCUGGUUUUGUUCCACUCCAUGCAGGAGCGGAUUUGCUGGUGUGAGAGUCUGAGUACAGCUUUCUAGCAACCUUCUGUUUCCUGUCACAGCAUUGUCCUUGCUGUCCUCUUGCUGAUGGCUGCUAGAUGUUAAUUUAUUUGCUUCCCUCCUUGAUAACAUUAGUGAUUCUGAUUUCAGUUUUUCAUUUGUUUUGCUUUUGUUUUUUUCCUCAUGUAACAUUGGUGAAGGAUCCAGGAAUAUGACAGAAAGGUGGAAUAAACAUUAAAUUUGUGCAUUCUUUGGUAAUUUUUUUGUUUUUUGUAACUACAAAGCUUUGCUACAAAUUUAUGCAUUCAUUCAAAUCAUGAUCUAUGUUGUGUGAUCCCUAAACAUAAUUGUGGACUAUAAAAUGUAACAAUUAAAUUACAUUCUAACUAGAAUUAGUUGUCUGCUUUUGUAUCUUUAUGCUGUACUUUAACACUUUGUAUUACUUAGGUUAUUUUGCUUUGGUUACAAUGGCUCAAGUAGAAAAGCGGUCCCAUCCAUAUUAAGACAGUGUACAAAACUGUAAAUAAAAUGUGUACAGUGAAUUGUCUUUUAGACAACUAGAUUUGUCCUUUUAUUUCUCCAUCUCUAGAAGGAAUCUGUACUCCAUAUUGCAAGGCAGUCUCUUGUGUCUUCUUAGUGUCUUCCCCAUGCACAGCCUAAGUUUGGAGCACUAGUUUAUUAUUAUGUUUAUUACAAUUUUUAAUAAAUUGAAUAGGUAGUAUCACAUGUAAUUAAACUGAUGUGGCUAUCUUUUUUGAUAAAGUUAAGACACAGUUUUUCAGUCUUAGGUUAAUAAUGUACUUAGAAUAUGUUAAAAUUCAUGAGAAUUGGGAUUUUGGUGUAUCACCAUUUGAUAGGAACAGUGGCUAUAAACUGAGUGUUGAGUUUAAGAUGUUUUUACUUAAUGGCCAGAAAAUUAGAAUAAGGAAGGUUAGGGGAAUGUGCGUUAGGAACAUUAGUGUUACUAUCUGAAUAAAACAUAAUAAACAAGUAUUAAGAACUA
Messenger RNA from Rattus rattus (black rat), 2095 nucleotides. RefSeq names its product eukaryotic translation initiation factor 4E (gene Eif4e). NCBI's taxonomy places the organism in Eukaryota, Metazoa, Chordata, Mammalia, Rodentia, Muridae. Gene Ontology annotation, molecular function: translation initiation factor activity; RNA 7-methylguanosine cap binding. The record is from RefSeq and is a predicted model, not a curated record. Gene Ontology annotation, biological process: translational initiation. The transcript has 7 exons. Gene Ontology annotation, cellular component: eukaryotic translation initiation factor 4F complex; cytoplasm. The coding region runs from base 47 to 700 and encodes 217 amino acids.